Messenger RNA from Nicotiana tabacum (common tobacco), 570 nucleotides. The record is from RefSeq and is a predicted model, not a curated record. NCBI's taxonomy places the organism in Eukaryota, Viridiplantae, Streptophyta, Magnoliopsida, Solanales, Solanaceae.
AUGGCGCAACAUAAGGCCGAUAUGGAAAUGAUUGAUGAGUGGAAAGAGAGAGCUAUUACAUACAAUGAAAGGCUGGAAUAUCUGGAGUACAAUUUAAUGGAAUUAGAAGGGAAUAUAAGAAAUAGAGUCACUGGUUGCCAGAACGCUAAAGGAAACAAAGGAGGGAAUUUGGCAAAGGUUGAUGUUAUCAAGAAUAGGGCUGAAUCAUCGCUUGUGGCGGAAGUGAAAGAAAAGCAAUAUAACGAUUCAUUGUCAGCGCAACUGAAGGAGGGGAUUCAUGAACAUAAGACCACAAUGUUUUUCUCUCUUGGCAUGGAUGAUGGUACACUACGGUACCAAGGGCGGCUAUGUGUUCCAGAUAUAGAUGAUAUUCGGGAAAGAAUCAUGGUUGAGGCUCAUAGUUUUAAGUAUUCCAUUCACCCAGGUUCUACAAAAACAAUGUAUCAUGAUUUCAAGGAAGUUGAUUGGUGGAAUAACAUGAAAAGGAAUGUGGUGGACUAUGUGGCAAAAUGUCUGAACUGUCAGCAAGUGAAGGCCGAACAUCAAAGGCCUGGUGGAUUGGCACAAAUU